Messenger RNA from Vigna angularis (adzuki bean), 1441 nucleotides. RefSeq names its product protein IRX15-LIKE. The record is from RefSeq and is a predicted model, not a curated record. Gene Ontology annotation, biological process: xylan biosynthetic process. The transcript has a single exon. Bases 277 to 1239 code for a protein of 320 amino acids. Lineage: Eukaryota; Viridiplantae; Streptophyta; Magnoliopsida; Fabales; Fabaceae.
UUUCAAAGUUACCUUAUCUUAUUGCACAUCCUUUUUUUUUUCAGGUCUUUAGUAUUUUGAAAAUAUUGUUAGUACAUUAAAGAGAGAGUGGACCAAGGCAUUUACAUUUCCCACAACCUAUGGCAGGAGUCUGGGGAUACGUGUGACCCUCAUAAUCCACUCCUCGAUUCCUCUGUCCCUUCCCAACCUCAACGUACCUUCCUCAACUCAUCUCUGUUUUCACUCCCACCACAACUGAAGAAACAUAGACACAUUCGCUUCUUCUUCUCCUUCAAAAUGAAGACUAAUUCCAACAACGCCAAGCUCAUACUCUUCCACCCUUCCCUUCACAAACAAAGCCCUCUACCAACCAACGCCACAACAAUCUUCUCAUCCUACCGCCUCUCCCUCUUCUUCUUCUUCCUCCUUUUAUCCACAAUACUCUUCACCUGCACCCUCAUCACCACAACCAUCUCCUCCACCGCCGCCUCAUCCUCUGCGGCCGCCCUCUCCACUCUCCCGCCCUCCGUCUCCAAAGCGCUCCUCCAUUACGCCGCCGCCUCCAACGUUUCUGUCAAGCCCAUGUCUUCCGCGGAGCUCGCCGCCCUCUCCAAAGCCCUCCUCCUCAAGCCGCGUCCCAACUUCCUCGUCUUCGGUCUCACCCACGAGUCUCUCCUCUGGGCCGCACUCAACCACCAGGGACGCACCGUCUUCCUUGACGAGAACGAAUACGCCAUCUCUAAGUUCGAGCAGUCCAAUCCCGGCAUCGAAGCCUACGACGUUCAGUUCACCACUAAAGUCUCCGAUUUUCCCAAACUUCUCUCUCAGACCCGUGCCCAGGUCCAGACCGACUGCCGGCCCGUCCAAAACCUCUUAUUCUCCGAAUGCAAGCUCGCCAUCAACGAUCUACCCAACCACAUUUAUCAAGUUGCGUGGGACGUAAUUCUCGUCGACGGGCCCAGGGGGUACUCUCCGGAGGCUCCCGGGCGGAUGUCGGCCAUCUUCACGGCGGCGGUUCUCGCCCGGAGCGCUAAGGCUGGCAACACUCACGUCUUCGUCCAUGAUUUUGGGAGAGAGGUGGAGAGGGUUUUCAGCGACGAAUUUCUCUGCCAAGAGAAUUUGGUUGAGUUGGUGGAUUCGUUGGGUUACUUUCUUGUAGCUAGUGAAGUUCACAACGUGGAAGGUGCCGUGUUUUGCAGAAACUCGAGUUCCUCAUUGUCGUCAUUGCCGUCGUCAAUGGGUGUCGAUGAAGAGGACUAGGAUUAUCUUGUGAUUUUAGAGAAUCUGUAAAAUGCUCUUUUUUUUUUCUUUCUUUUUUCUUUUUCUGGUCUUUAUAUAAAUAUAUAUAUUUUAAAAGAAAGAAAGUGUAUUUUAAGUCGGCAUUUUAUGUAGGGCAUGCUUUUCUCCCCAAAAAAGGGCGAGGAAUAUGAAUGGAGUUUUUUGAAUUUAUUAUUUUAAAUUA